AUGGCUCUAACAGCCCGCCUCUCCUUUAUAAACACCACCCAGGACGAGUCCUCAGAUGACCCGGAAGACCUCUUUGCCGGCUCCCUCGGCGUCAUCUUCACCGACGACGUGACCAAUCAGCACGGCGACGCCUCCACCGCCCUCCAUUACACGUCCCCGCACCUGUCCAAGCCGCUGCGGAUCGAGUUAUCCGACCCCAAAAUCGCCGAAGACCGCUCGCUGUUUAGCCACUUCCUCUGGAACGCCUCUCUGCUGCUGGCGGAGCUGAUCGAGGCCGGCACGCUGGGUUUGAAGGCGGGAGAGGACACGACCGGCGCAGGCGCGGGGACGGUUGAUGUAGGGAAAAGGGUGGCGGUGCCGCCGCUGGCGGACUUUGACAUUCGCGGCCGAUCGACGAUCGAGAUGGGAGCUGGAACAGGGUUGCCGAGCCUCAUGGCUGCGCUGCUGGGAGCGAAGAGGGUGCUGGUGACGGACUACCCGGCGCCGGUGGUGAUUGAGAAUUUGAGGAAGAAUGUUGAGCUGAACCUGAAGGAUCAGAAAGGCGCAAGGGGCGUCGAGGUCGCGGUCGAGGGACACGGGUGGGGCGACUUGGAAACGCCGCUGGCGCUGGAGAACAAGGGCGCGUUCGACCGCGUCUUGUGCGCCGACUGCCUGUGGAUGCCGUGGCAGCACGAGAACCUGCGGCGGUCGAUCGCGUGGUUCCUGAGCGAAGAAGACCCGGGCGCGCGAGCGUGGGUCGUGGGCGGCUAUCACACCGGCCGGGAGAAGAUGCGGGGGUUCUUUGACGCGGAGAAGCUGAGGGAGGUCGGGCUCGAGGUGGAGAGGCUGUGGGAAAGGGACUGCGACGGGAAUGACCGGGAGUGGGCGUGGGAUCGUGGGGCAGAGGAUCUGGAUAUUACGGGUCGGAAAAGGUGGUUGGCUGUUUCCGUGCUGAGGAGGAUACGGAAGGAUGUGGAUGACGGCAAGGCUGAGAGGUGA
This is a messenger RNA of Neurospora hispaniola, 978 nucleotides long. RefSeq lists its product as uncharacterized. The record is from RefSeq and is a predicted model, not a curated record. The transcript has a single exon. Bases 1 to 978 code for a protein of 325 amino acids. Lineage: Eukaryota; Fungi; Ascomycota; Sordariomycetes; Sordariales; Sordariaceae.